GUUUAAAACAAACCAUGAGCAAUAGUCGACCUGAUCAUUCCCUUGUAAAAUACAAUACACCUAUUCUAGUAAGUACAUCCAAGGGAGGUAAGAAGAAACAGAAGAAGGCUCUUCCCCCACUGAAAGAGUCGGCUACCACGAGUAACGAAGACCUCCUCAAUGAAAUUCUUCCACCAAGAGAAUUUACCCAAAAAGGGCAGCUCUGGAUACAAUAUGUCUCAGCAACGCCUGCCACUAGAGUCGAUGUUGUGAACCUCAAAAAGGAGCUGAAUACUAAGUUAGACCAAAGGCAAGCUAUUAAGACAGGAAUCUGUCCAAUCCGUGAAGAGUUAUAUGCCCAAUGCUUCGAUGAGAUGAUCAGACAAAUAACUAUCAACUGUAAUGACAGGGGGUACCUACUAGUCAAGGUCAGAAACGAGAUAAAUAUGACCAUCCAGGCUUACCAGAGCCUCUACGAAAGCGCUAUCUCCUCAGGAACCAGAAAAGCAAUCCAGUCUGAUCAAAAAUAAAAGUGAUAUAGUUGACAAAAUUGCUCAAUUAGAACAUGAAUGCCUUUCCCUUGAGAGAGAAAGCGAAGAUCUCGAGCUCCAAGUCGAGGAAACCAUUAAGAAACACGAAGAGAUUAGAGAAAAAGAAACUAGUGAGCACAAAAAAUGGAAAGAAGAAGUCAAGCUUAAACUUCAAGAAUAUAGGAAUGAUAUUGAUGAAGCACUUUCAAAUCCAAAUAGAUAAAUAAUAAAUUCUAACCAAACGUAUUCAAGCACCA
Moneuplotes crassus is the source of this 766-nucleotide messenger RNA. The record is from the annotation of a GenBank genome assembly. NCBI's taxonomy places the organism in Eukaryota, Ciliophora, Spirotrichea, Euplotida, Euplotidae.